ACCGCCGUUCUGGCGGACUUCUAGCUGCAGCCAACCACGGUCUCUCUCUCGAUCUCGAACGCGCUCAGCUCGCACCGAGGUCCAAGAAUCUUGGGGUCGCCUAUGGCUCCCGCCGCCGCCACCGCGACGACCCGGGUCGAGCCGGAGAAGGUGCUGGCGAGGAGGAACGAGGAGCUGGAGCGGGAGCUGCGGGAGAGCCGGGAGCGGGAGGGGCGGGCGCGGGACGAGCUGCGGAGGACGGCGGAGCGGCUGCGGGUGGCGGAGGAGGCGGAGGAGCGGCUCUGCUCGCAGCUCGGGGAGCUGGAGGCCGAGGCCGUGGUGCAGGCGCGCGAGUACCGGGCGCGGGUGGUGCUCCUGAUGGAGCAGCUGUCGCAGGCCCAGCGGCUCCUCCAGGCCCCCUCCGUCUCCCUCCCCGCCGGCAAAGAUCAAGCCUGCGCUUGAAACGGAACAUGUAUACUGUGAACAUGUAUUCCUUCUGUUUCUUCCCUACUUUCUGAGGUUGUCGGAGUGGCUUCUUGCUUUUCCGUCGUGCGAAGUCAGUAAAUACGGUCAGGUUUGGGAUCGAUAGGCGAGGAGGAAGAGGAGGAGAUCUUGGCGUCUGUGUAGUUUGAUGGGAUUUCCCUCUCCUCCAUGGGAUCUUCAUCUUCUUGUUGGGUUCAUUUCGUUAAGAUUUUUGACUUCGUGAUGAUUGAAUGCGGUGCAAAGUUCUCUUUUCUGUUC
This is a messenger RNA of Syzygium oleosum, 720 nucleotides long. RefSeq names its product protein RESPONSE TO LOW SULFUR 3-like. The transcript has a single exon. Gene Ontology annotation, biological process: cellular oxidant detoxification. Lineage: Eukaryota; Viridiplantae; Streptophyta; Magnoliopsida; Myrtales; Myrtaceae. The record is from RefSeq and is a predicted model, not a curated record. The coding region runs from base 103 to 441 and encodes 112 amino acids.